Messenger RNA from Micropterus salmoides (largemouth bass), 809 nucleotides. Its product is annotated as creatine kinase, testis isozyme-like. The record is from RefSeq and is a predicted model, not a curated record. NCBI's taxonomy places the organism in Eukaryota, Metazoa, Chordata, Actinopteri, Centrarchiformes, Centrarchidae. Gene Ontology annotation, molecular function: creatine kinase activity. Gene Ontology annotation, biological process: phosphocreatine biosynthetic process.
GAGAGACGGUCUACUAUAAAUUACGAUCUCAAGUCAUCAGUCUGACCGGAGAGCUGCUAGAGGUUUGUGAGCUCCUCGGCCGGAACAAUAGGGAUCUUUGUGUCAACCCCUGGUAGUAGUAGUAGUCGUCCACAAAUCCGACAACAGGGACCAGCCAUGCCUUUCGGUAACACGCACAACCAGCUAAAGAUGAAGUACACCUCGGAGCAGGAGUACCCGGACCUCAGCAAACACAACAAUCAUAUGGCCAAGGUCCUGACUCCUGCUAUGUACGAGCGGCUGAGGAGCAAAGAGACCCCCAGUGGAUUUACUCUGGAUGAUGUCAUUCAGACUGGGAUUGAUAACCCAGGCCACCCCUUCAUUAUGACUGUGGGCUGCGUCGCUGGAGACGAGGAGACGUACGAGGUCUUCAAAGAGCUGCUGGACCCCGUGAUCGAGGACCGACACGGAGGAUACAAACCCACAGACAAGCACAAAACCGACCUCAACCCAGCCAACCUGAAGGGUGGCGACGACCUCGACCCGAACUACGUGCUGAGCUCCCGCGUCCGAACAGGCCGCAGCAUCCGGGGCUUCUGCCUGCCGCCUCACUGCAGCCGAGGAGAGAGACGUGCUGUGGAGAACCUCUCCAUCGAAGCUCUGGACUCCCUGACCGGAGACCUGAAGGGAAAAUAUUACGCCCUGAAGAACAUGACUGAUGCCGAGCAGCAGCAGCUCAUCGACGACCACUUCCUGUUUGACAAGCCAGUGUCUCCUCUGCUGCUGGCCUCAGGGAUGGCCCGCGACUGGCCCGACGCCAGGGGCAUCUG